Molecule: messenger RNA, 6357 nt
Organism: Bombina bombina (fire-bellied toad)
Lineage: Eukaryota; Metazoa; Chordata; Amphibia; Anura; Bombinatoridae
Gene: PTK7
Product: protein tyrosine kinase 7 (inactive)
Exons: 20
Coding region: 354-3494 (1046 amino acids)
Biological process (GO): synapse organization; homophilic cell-cell adhesion; protein phosphorylation
Cellular component (GO): neuronal cell body; axon; plasma membrane
Molecular function (GO): protein kinase activity; ATP binding; axon guidance receptor activity
Source: RefSeq, a predicted model, not a curated record
AUAAGAUCAUAACAGGAAGUAGGCCAUGAGCACAAUUGGGGGGGGUACGUGGGAAAAAGUAGCUGGGUCCGAGGAGAAAAGGAAAUUGUAAAAAAAGGAUCCUUAAUUAUAGAACAAAAGAGACGCAGGGACAGAGCGUCUAGAACUAUAGAGACAACACUGCAGCGACAUCACUGAGACGGGAAGACUGGGUAAUCCAGCUGCUAUAGAGGUGCACGGGCACCAUAGAGCGAAGGAAGUGUGGGAUAGAGCGGGCGACACCAUCGAGUGUGAGAAAGAGGGAGGUCUCUGCGCGCUCCCGCAACCGAACUCGGAGCCGCCGCUACUGGGAUGUACCGAGAGUGCCUGAAGCUAUGGAACGUAUCAUAACGUUCACGCUUAUCCUGUUGGCAGCUGUCUGUACAAGAGCUGCAAUCCACUUCACCAAACAGCCAUAUUCCCAGGAUGCCUUCCAUGGAAGGAGCGCCAUGUUACGAUGCGAGGUGGAAGACUCUACUGGGAUACGGUUUGAGUGGCUGCACAAUGGGAUCCCAGUGCAGGACAAUGAGAGAAGAUACCAGGAGGGCGGCAGUCUGACCUUUACGACUGUGGACAGACAACAGGAUGGGGGUAGCUUCCAGUGCGUGGCCAGGGAUCUGAUUGCAGGCGAAGAGGCCAGGAGCAAUAACGCCUCGUUCAACAUAAAAUGGAUAGAGAGUGGGGGUGUGACCCUGCAGUCCCCCGCCGCUGCCAGUGAUAUCCAGAGCUCCUUGCCAGUCACUCUGCGCUGCCAUAUAGACGGGCAUCCGCGCCCCACAUGUCAGUGGUUCAGGGAUGGAACUUCACUGUCAGAUGAUGGAAGCACUUACACACUCAGCAACAAGGAACGCACCCUGACUUUAACUAGCGCUGGGCCUAAUGACAACGGUGAAUACUACUGCUGUGCACGUAACGCAGCAGGAAACGUCUGUAGUUACAGCAACUUCACCCUCAGUAUUAUAGAUAAGACAUUUCCUCAAGCUGUAGUGACCCCUGAGGACCAGAUUGUGAACAGAAAUGAGGAUGCGCUUUUUCACUGCCAGUUUUCUGCAGAUCCUCCUCCCACAGUGGAAUGGUUCUUUGAGGAUGACAUCCCCCUGACUAACAAAAGCCGUUACACUGUAUUUCACAAUGGAUCGCUGCUUAUUAGCACUGUGAAACAUCGCAGCACGGGGACAUAUCGCUGUGUUGCAACAGGUGUUGGAGGGAAACAGUCUGUACUACAGGCUUCACUUCGCCUAGCAGAUAUUGAUGAAAUGUAUCCACUAUCUCCACGAGUCCUUAUCGCGGACACUACUCAGCGUAUUGCCUGUGAACCUCCGCGCGGGAAGCCUCCGCCUACUGUCUGGUGGGAAAGAAAUGGAGUGCGGAUCCCUAGCAAAGACAGAGUUUUCCAGGAAGGCAAUGAUCUUGUGUUCAAUCCCAUAACCGAGAAAGAUGGUGGCGUAUACACUUGUCACGCUGCAAACCAUGCCGGAGAGCGCAAGCAGGAACUGCAGAUCACUGUAGCAACAAUCCCAGAGUGGGUAGAGAAGCCUGUGGACAGUUGGAUGGAGGAAGGUAAAUCUGGCUUUCUUCACUGCCUUAGCAAAGCAUCCAUGAAACCAAGUGUGAGCUGGUACCGGAACAUGAUACCCAUUGCAGAGGACUCCAGAUUUGAGAUUUUCCAGAAUGGGUCCUUGAAAAUCCUCAAUGUGGAGGUUUAUGAUGGAACAAACUAUAAGUGUGUGUGCAGCACCCUAGCUGGAUCCAUCGAGGCCCAAGCACGUGUACAUGUACAGGAAAAGCUUAAAUUCACCCCUCCCCCACAGUCUCAACAGUGUAUGGAGUUUGAUAAAGAGGUGACCGUGAAUUGUGCUGCAACAGGCCGUGAAAAGCCCAAGAUACAUUGGGUUAAAGCUGAUGGAAGUAGCCUCCCAGCUCAUGUGGACCCUGACGCUGGCCUUUUACAUUUCCGUCGUGUGAGCCGCAGUGACGCAGGAGUGUACCAAUGUAUCGCCUCUAAUAGCCAGCAGGGGGAGAUCCGUGCCACAGUACACCUGACUGUAGCAGUCUAUGUCAACUUCAAGAUUGUGCCAGACAAUACAACGGUUUACCAAGGGCAUACUGCUAUCCUGCACUGCCAGGCCACUGGAGACCCUGCACCACAGAUUCAGUGGAAGGGCAAAGAGCAUAUCCUGGAUUCCAAUAAGUCCUAUCCAAGACUUCAGAUCAUGCCAAACAGCUCUUUGGUUAUCUUCCAUGUCACCAGUGAGGAUUCUGGGAAAUACACCUGCAUUGCUGGCAACGUGUGUAACAUUAAACACCAAGAUGCCUUCCUUUAUGUUGUGGACAAACCACAUGAUGAGUCUAGGGAAUCUGAAAGCAGCACCCCAUACAAGAUGAUCCAGACCAUCGGACUGUCCGUGGGAGCAGCUGUGGCUUAUAUCAUCAUUGUGUUGGGACUUAUGUUCUACUGCAAGAAGCGAAGGAAGGCUAAGAGGCUGCACAAGCAUGAGGGUGAGGAGCCAGAGAUGGAGUGCUUGAAUGGUGGUGCUGUCCUGCAGAAUGGCCAGAGUACGGCUGAGAUCCCAGAAGAGGUUCCUCUCACCUCCCUGGGAAAUAAGAGACUAAGUUCCGGAGACAAAGUUAACUACCCUCGUGCCAACCUGCACCCAAUCACCGCUUUAGGUCGGGGUGAGUUUGGGGAGGUGUUCUUGGCAAAGGCUCAGAGUGUAGAUUCUGGGGUCAGUGAGAUUGUUGUCUUAGUGAAAAGUUUGCAAACCCGUGAUGAGCAGCUUCAGAUGGACUUCAGGAGGGAGCUGGACAUGUUCUCCAAGCUCAAUCACGCAAAUGUUGUGCGCCUGCUGGGACAGUGCCGAGAAGCUGAGCCUCACUACAUGAUCCUGGAAUAUGUGGACCUGGGAGACCUGAAACAGUUCCUCCGCAUCUCCAAAACUAAAGAGAACAAGGUGAAGACUCACCCACUGAGCUCUAAGCAGAAGGUGUCCAUUUGCUCCCAGGUGGCUUUGGGAAUGGAGCAUCUUUCUAAUAGUCGCUUUGUGCACAAAGACCUGGCAGCUCGAAACUGCUUGGUUAGUGCCCAGCGAGUGGUGAAGGUCUCUGCGCUUGGACUGAGUAAGGAUGUGUAUCACAGUGAGUACUAUCACCUGCGCCAGGCCUGGGUACCUUUGCGAUGGAUGCCACCUGAAGCUGUGCAAGAUGAUGAUUUCUCUACCAAGUCUGAUGUGUGGUCGCUUGGUGUGCUAAUGUGGGAAGUGUUCACUCAUGGGGAGAUGCCAUAUGCCGCUGUGCCUGAUGAGGAGGUGCUGGCGGGGCUGCAGAAUGGCUCCUUGACUCUCUCUCCUCCUGAAGGUUGUUCAUCCCGAAUCUACAAACUCAUGCAACGCUGCUGGUCCCCCAGCCCCAAGGAUCGUCCCUCGUUCAGUGAAAUUGUCAACACACUCGGUGACUCAACUGCUGACAGCAAGAUGUGAGUGAUGGCGACCGAGCCAAGCUCCAGUAACAAGCACAGCAUCUGCCUCAGGAUUGAGGGUUUCCACAGCACAAGAACAAUCAGCCACUGGGAACUCCCUGUUGGCCUGGCACCUAUGCACAGACUUGUCACAGGUGGGGCAUGAUUAGAACCCCAAGACCUGUGACAUUAAUGGCUAACAGGCAAUUCACCGGCUAUGAAGGUGACACACGGACAUCUGAACUUCAGGCUGAAACACUGGGAUCACGUUUAUUUUUCCAUUCAUUGUCCUGUUGCUCAUUACAUGCUCCAGUGUGUCCGCACCAUCCUCAGAGCAGGAACCGCUCACAUGUACAUACAUAAUACUCAUAUCUAACACUAGUGUUAUGUUCUCUGGAACAGAAAUAUUUAUUUAGACUGUUACUUCAUGUAUGGUCCAUACACACCAAGCCUAGAAGGUGUGCAAGUGUCUUUUUGUAACUAUCCGUCAGACAAGGGGAGCAGGCUCAAGCUAAGGGCCAGGAUUUGCAUCUUUUACUUUUAUCACGUUUUGUUUGGUAGAGAAGUAAAGGUGGAAUCUAUCAGCAAGCAUUGGGCCUGUGCAAGAGAAGAGGAGGCUUAUGUAGUUGAACUAUACUAGAUUCCUACUGAACAUGCAUGAAGAAACUAGCAUUAUAGGGCAAUUACUGACUCUACAUCACUUAUCUGAUGCUGGAGCCACCUUGGUUGUACUUUUUACUAAAUGUGUGAUCAAGCAUGACUGCAUUUCCCUCUUACAAAAAUAUCUGCCUUACAGCCCAACAAGGUGUGUGUCCAAGGACUGCACCUGAUGUAAAUUUACUCUACUCUGUCUUCAUUGGUUUUUCCGUUUCUGAUAAACAUCUGCUGUGAAAUUUCCAGCCCUAUACUGGUGCAGGACCGUGAUAUUAGACCCUCCCUUGCUAAAAUAGCACAAGACCAAGCUAUUGAAAUUGUCACCCCCGUAGAUAGACCAGCAAUGUACAGGGUAUGUCGCUGGUCAUUGAGGGGUUAAUGGCUUCUCAUAGGGAAGCUAGACUUCUGCACUACAAGACUAACACCCCCUCAUAGGGAAGACAUGGAUUAUCAUAGGGGAUAUAGGCUGCUGCGGGACUGCAAGACUAAGGGUUUAUACUAGGGGAGAUAGGCUGAUGCAAGACUAGGGGAUUGGCUGCUGCAGGACUGCAAGACUAAGGAUUUAUACUAGGGGAGAUAGGCUGCUGCGGGAUUGCAAAACUAAUGGCUACUUGUAGGGCAGAUAGCCUGCUGCAAGACUAAGGGAUUGGCUGCUGUAGAACUGCAAGACUAAUGGCUACUUGUAGGGGAGGACUGCAUUAGUGAGGGAUCAUCAUAGGGAAGCUAGACUGGUGUGGACUAGAACACUAAUUGAGCCAUGUAAGGAAGUUAGGGUGUUAUGGGGCUGCAGAACUAAUGGCCCCCUAUAGAGAAAUCAGACUGUUUAAAAACGGUGUAACCUUAUAGGGAAAUAAGACUAGUGCUUGACUGAGACUUUUAACAGCUCUUUGUAGGGGGGCUAGACUGGAACCUGACUAAGACACUAGUGGUCCCCUCGUAGGAAAUCUAGACUGUAACGCAAUUAUGACACUAGUGGCCCGCGUAGGAAAGCUAGACUGUUGUGAGACACUGCCCCUUAUUGUUCAGGGAGUCUUCAUAGUGAAAUUAGACUGGAAUAGGACUGCAUUACUAAGCGCCCCAUGUAGGAAAGAUAACUGCUGCAGGAUUUGGAGACUAAGGGCCCCUCAUAUGCUAGUUUAGAACUGGCGCUUAUAGGAAACCUUGUGAAGCCCCCAUAAGCACCACGUGUUUUUAAAUAUUUUUACUCUUUCUGGGAAAUAGUUGAUCACGAGUGAUGCCAGAGGGUGUUUUAUGUCACCGUAGACAAUUUGUGUGGAUCCUUUGCCCCCACCUGAAUAUUGAGAAAGCAGCAAGGGGAUUUUAUUUUUUUAAUAAAUAUAUAUAUAAUAGUCAACGCAAUGAGCUAUAAGUUUCAGCAGCUCUGACUCCUGUCUUUGUCAAGUGCUGCUCUGAUAAUAGCCCAUAGUGGAACCCCCUAAGGCCACCUAGUGUCACCGCUGCUUCUGAGCAACAUUGUUAAGGCAUUUAGGGCAGAUGAAACAUUUCAGAUAAGAGGGAAAUUGCUGUACAAAUGUUUUCUCACACAUAAUUGAAAUUCGUUCUCUAGAAUUUUACCUGAAACGGUAACCUCUAAUAUAUUAGAUGCCUAGUUUACUUAUGAAGUUCUGUUUACAAUAAGUUCACUACAGAUCCAUCGUAUCAUGUCUGUUUAUACAGGUAUCUUAUGGCUCCCAGAGCUGGUUACACAGAUCGGCAAUAUGUGGUUAUCAAUCGCCUCUGGUUAGUAACGGCAUGGCUAAUUAGUGAUGUCAGAUUCAGCUGCUGCCCUGGCAGGAUAUGAUGUGACCUCAAGAGCACCUGUGUUUAUUCUCUUUAGUCUCGUUUCUAUGUUUAUAGAUGGUGACGGCCUACAGGAUAGUGACACAUCCUUUCCCCAGGCUGUACCCUAAUGUGUUCCUCAUAUCAUUAAUAUGCACAAUGUCUUCCAUGGAUCACUACCCCUAACACUAAGUGCCUGUGUAAUGAAGGACCUCUCCACAGCCGCACAAUAGAACUGAUGCCUUAACAUGUGCAGUCCAGGGCAGACUUUGUUUUUAUGUUACGUUUUGUUGUGUUUUUUAUAUAUAAUUUGGUUACAAACAGAUUUUUUAUUAUUAUUGGGCAUUGGUACCGCCCAACACUGUACUGUGUUUUUGGUAUUUUUACUUUUAGAUUUUUUUAAAAAAAAAAAUCAUUUGCACCCAAUAAAUCCCUUUUUUUAUACCAGGCCA